Molecule: messenger RNA, 1140 nt
Organism: Nematocida parisii ERTm1
Lineage: Eukaryota; Fungi; Microsporidia
Exons: 1
Coding region: 1-1140 (379 amino acids)
Biological process (GO): mitotic DNA replication checkpoint signaling
Molecular function (GO): ATP hydrolysis activity; ATP binding; DNA replication origin binding
Source: RefSeq, a predicted model, not a curated record
AUGGCCAAUAAAUAUAAGAAAAGACGCACUAAAAAAGAAAGCUGUAUAAGAAAUAGAGAAAAUAAAUAUGCGCCUAUUAUAGCAAAUAGUUUUAUUUCAUUUUUUAUGCGGGCAGUGCCAUUGGGAAGAGAAGAUGAAUCAACUGCGAUUUACAAAUUAUUAAAAGAGUCUAUUGAGGAAAAGGAGUAUGGCGUGCUGUACGUGAGUGGAAUGCCAGGGUGUGGUAAGACCCUAACGUGUAAUAGUGUUCUUGAGAUAGUUAAAGAAAACUAUCCAGCUGUCACUAUUGCGAGUGUUAACUGUGGGUCUCUUAUUCUUCCUUCAGAUGUUUUUCUUGCGAUUCACCAGAUAAUUACUCCUUCUGUAACACAGUCAUCAGCAAGAAUGCUAGAAGAGACACUUAAAUAUCAGCCGUACACAAUAAUACUGGCAGAUGAGGUGGACAUGCUUAUAACAAAAAAUCAGCACAUUUUGUAUGGGCUGCUGGAGUUGCCGUCUCUUUGCAAGAAUUUAUACAUUAUUGCUAUUUCAAAUACGUUUAAUCUUCCAGAUAACAAGCUGACGGGAAAGGUAAGAAGUCGUCUAGGGUGGAACAGGCUCAACUUUGCGCUGUAUAAGAGAUCGCAAGUAGUGGGGAUACUUAAGGAAAUGCAUCCAGAGUAUGAAUUUACAGAUGAGGCCUUGGAGUACUGUGCAAAUAAGAUAUGCACGCUAAAUGGGGAUAUAAGAAAAGCACUGCAAAUACAAAAGCACGCAAUGGCACAUGCGCUUAGAAAUGAUAUUAAGAAAAUAGAGAUGGAAGACAUGGACAGGGCAAUAAAAUACGUCUACCAUUCAAUGCAGAGCAGUUUUAUCCGGUCACUUUCUGAGUACCAGAAGAUUCUCCUAGGGAUUGUUGCAAGGAAGGGAUACUCCUUUCCAGACAGUCUGUAUGUUGACUUCCGGGCAACUCUCUCCCUGAAGCAGUUCCCUCUGCCAACCUUUAAAGAGUUCCAGUUUUUGGUGGAGAAAAUGGUAGAAAUGGGCGUGUUAAAGGGAAGAAGCAACAGUCUGGCAGUAGAAACAGAUUAUAUUCCAGAUGAGCUUGAUAUUAUUUUUGAAGAGGAAGAAAAUGACUAUCUUGAGGUAAUUCCUAUCUAA